Amphibalanus amphitrite is the source of this 2186-nucleotide messenger RNA. Its product is annotated as amino acid transporter ANT1-like. Gene Ontology annotation, biological process: L-alanine transport; amino acid transmembrane transport. Gene Ontology annotation, cellular component: vacuolar membrane. NCBI's taxonomy places the organism in Eukaryota, Metazoa, Arthropoda, Thecostraca, Balanomorpha, Balanidae. The record is from RefSeq and is a predicted model, not a curated record. Bases 329 to 1852 code for a protein of 507 amino acids. Gene Ontology annotation, molecular function: L-proline transmembrane transporter activity; L-alanine transmembrane transporter activity. The transcript is spliced from 8 exons.
GGUCGCAACUCAGUCUGCCGCAGUCCGCCGUCGUGGUGGUGUCGGGGAGUGUGUGCGUGUAAGCCGGUCGGAUCGUUGGAACUUCUGCGUCAGGGUAGUGAGCUUGCCUUGUAAGUGAUUAGAAAGCCGGGUGCCGACCAGAGCCUCGAAGUGCAACACUGCAAGCUUCGUCUCAGUCGUUGUGUCACUGCGGGUUCAGCACACAACCAUCUAACCACGGCUCCUGCAGGUAACUGCAGAGCCGGCGGCGGAGGGCGGGGAGGCGUGGCGCCAGGUCGGGCCGGUCGGCGGCAGCGGUUACCAGCGCGGAGGCUCAGCAGAAUACCUCAUGAAGCCGGACAGAAGCGGUAGCGGUAGCGGCGGAGGUGGGGGAGGGGACGGGGGCGGGGAGCGGUCGGCGCUGGCCGCUGCCGUUCCGCCCUCCUACGACUCCUGCGCGCGGGUGGAUGAUGAGGAAGAAUUUGCUGAUGAGCCGGCGGUGGUCCGCGAAGCGCUGGCAAUGGAGUCGGCGCACCAUGCCGGCACUAUGACACAGAUGGAUGCUAUACUAUUCAUCGUUGGAGAACUUGCUGGCGCUGGCCUGCUGGCACUCAGCGAGGCGCUCUCGAACACAGGUGUAAUCGGCAUCCUGUUGAUUCUAAUGUGUGCCAGCGCUGCGGCCUAUACGGGUGGCCUACUGGGGCGCACCUGGAUCUACCUGGAGAGCCAGUACGCUGAUCUCAGCACGGGACACGUGCGACAACCGUACGCCGAGAUGGGACGGCGCACCUACGGCUCGUGGAUGGGGCGGGUCAUCCUGACACUGAUGAACAUCACACUGUUCGGCACCAGCGUGGUGCUGCUGCUGGUCUCUGCCGAGCUGAUACAGCAGCUGGCUGCCGGCGCCCUGGACACGUGUAUCUGGGUCCUGGUGCUCACCAUGGUGCUGACCCCAGUCACGUGGCUGGGGUCCCCACAGCACCUCAGGGCGCCGGCCAUGUUCGCGCUGGUGUCGGUGGUGGCUGGUGCCGUGCUGAUGGUGGUGCAGAUGGUGACAUUCCCGCCGGAGGAGCGGCCGCACGUGCCGCUUUCGCCGCCCAGCCUGUCCACCUUCUGUCUCGGUCUGAGCACCAUCAUGUUCAGCUUUACGGGCGUGUCCACGUUCCCCACCAUUCAACUGGAUAUGGCCGAGCGGGCCCGGUUCAGCCGCGCUGCCGUCGGAGGGUUCGCAGGUCUCUGCAUGGUGUACGUCCCGGUGGCCGCCACCGGCUACAUGGUGUACGGAGACACGGUCAACAUCAACCUGAUCCAGAACUUUACACCCGGACCGCUGCUCAUCGUCAUCCAGGUGCUGCUAACCGUCCAUUUUCUGGGUGCCUUUGUCAUGCUGAUCAACCCGGUGUGUCAGAAUUUGGAGGGAGCGCUGCACGUAUCCGGUACUAGCGGUCUCACUCGUCAGCGCGUCUUACUCCGUUCUGGCCUCAUGCUGAUGGCAUUAUUCAUGGCCGAGACGGUGCCCAGCUUCGGCAAAAUCAUGCAUCUGAUAGGCGGCACGUUCACGCUCAUGUUGACGUUCAUCCUGCCGUCACUGCUGUACAUUCGACUGCGUGGAGAGUACAGAGGAACCAGCAAACACGGAUACAAGCGGUACCUGGUGAAGCGAUUCUACCUCUCCUCACUCUGCCUACUCUGCGUGGCUCUCUCUAGCGUAGUCGUCUACUAUUCGGUGGACGAGAUUGUCGCCCCCGGAACCUUCCAGACCCCGUGCUACCUCCGAUGGUGGUUGGGACCCGGCGCCGGUGACUUGGAUGGGUUAAACAGCACCACCACCGUCACUGAUGUCCUGAACGUCACAGUGCCCAGUGAUAUAUGAUGAUGUUCAAUAUUAGUAGGAGGAGACGUCAAUACUUUGGGGCCAGUGCUGGUCCUUUGCUGUGUAGUGUGCAUGUGCAUGUUGAUUACAAAGCUACUCAUUGCUAACGGGCAUUUGGGCCCCACAAUGCCCACUCUGCGUCUUCGCGUAUGCAUUGAUAAGUUACUAUGUAAACAAUGCGUCUUCGUUCUGUUUAUUAUCUGAUAUUGCUGUCUGCUGUAUGAUAAGGUUCAGAUCAGCGUUUGACCACUGAGUCCACAGCCAACCAUUCCACUAUGUAAGGGAGAUAAUGCACCUGUAUUGUGCAAAUAUGAUCUGCAUUUAGAAACUUUUC